UAAUUUUAAAUAGUAAUAUAAAUUAAACUCACAGGUACAGGCAAGUUACCAGGGCCAGUAGGAGACAUGCACGCGGUGAAAUUAACCAACAGCAGUGUUUCGUUGGUAUGGAAUCCUCCCAAUGACAAUAAUAACGUAACCAGUUUUGUAGUGCACUAUCAAAAAGUUAAUAAUUCCACGGUCCACGAAAACACGAUAAAACUAGAUCAGCAAAUGGAAGUCACUGAAAACUCAGUGGUAUUGAUGAAAUUGGAAACUGGGAAACUCUACAAAGUUUUUGUCGUAUCAAAAAAUAUACACGGUACCUCAUUACCGUCAUCUAUACUCUUGCUCAAUAUCACCGAAACAGAUUUGAAUGGUAAGGGUGUCGUGGGCGUUACAUCUCCACCACAUUCAUUGUCCGUUUCAGCUCACAGUGCCAACUACGUUACUAUCACUUGGCAGCCACCCGAGUUUAGUCACGUGUCCGAAGAAAUAACUUACAAGUUGUAUUGGAAAUCAGUAGCGGAAACAGUCUUCCAUCAAAUUGAUGUAGCUGUGCCUGCGUACACCGUGGAAAAUCUAUCUCCAAACUCUCAGUACAUCAUUUACAUAGUGGCCAUGUCGAAGAAUGGUAAAAGCUUGCCGUCAGAAACAUUGAUUGCGUGGACCGACCCCGCUUAUCCAGCUUUCGUUGAGCCUCCAACGGUCCAUCCAAUAAACUUGGUAAUGGAAGGCAGCAGCAUGACCGUGCUGUGCAUUGCCAUGGGUACGCCAUCACCUACCAUAUCACUGUACAUAUCUGGAAGAUUAGUCAGACAAGAGACAUCUAGACACAUGGUGACCGUUAUCCACAACGUUACACGAGACAUGGAUGAAAUCUCGUGCUAUGCAGAUAAUGGCUACGGUACGCCUAUGCAAUCAUCGAGAAAAAUCAGUAUUAGCUACGUUCCCAAAUUGGUGGCGUCGAAAAUCACCAUGGCCAACCUGGGCGACACCGUGACGCUUGAGUGCAUGGUGGACGCGCACCCCGAACCGAAAACCAUGUUUUGGAGGGAUCCACAGGGCCGGACGCCCGUGAUCCAGAGCGGCAAACACAACGUGAACGUGAUCCGGUCCAAAGAGGACUACACCAAGUUCGUCAUGGAGCUCACCAUUAGCAAGCUGACAGAGACGGACGACGGCGACUACUUCUGUCACGCCGAGAACUCGUUCGGCAGCUCCACCAAGCCCGUGUCGGUGCGCAUCAGGAACUCUGUGACGACCAACAACGUGACUCAGUGUUGCGUUCAACAAAACGUGACGGCCGGUUGCUUGGACGCGUGUUCUUCGUCAUAUUUGGACAUCAACGUGGCCAUCGGCAGAGCCGAUUGUUUCAACGAUUUUGACAAACUAAUGAAAUGUGCAUCAGAUGGGUCGGAUCACAGGGCCUGCUGUUCGGACCGCGGAGUGCCCAGACGCUGUUUGGAGUGGUGUCGCGGUGAACCCGUCAACAACAAGAUGUGCGUGCUCUCCUAUUCCAAGUCCAUACUGGCCUGCUUCCACGAGCUGAGAGGUAUAGAUCCGUUUUUUGGCGCGCCCGAUAUAAUAAUCAGUAAUACGAGCGCAAAAUCGUCUCUUUACCCGAAUAACCAAACAGUUUGGAAUUAUUAA
Messenger RNA from Acyrthosiphon pisum (pea aphid), 1632 nucleotides. RefSeq names its product Ig-like and fibronectin type-III domain-containing protein 2. The record is from RefSeq and is a predicted model, not a curated record. The transcript is spliced from 9 exons. NCBI's taxonomy places the organism in Eukaryota, Metazoa, Arthropoda, Insecta, Hemiptera, Aphididae. Gene Ontology annotation, molecular function: protein binding. Bases 67 to 1632 code for a protein of 521 amino acids.